Molecule: messenger RNA, 1024 nt
Organism: Adelges cooleyi (spruce gall adelgid)
Lineage: Eukaryota; Metazoa; Arthropoda; Insecta; Hemiptera; Adelgidae
Product: protein FRA10AC1 homolog
Exons: 4
Coding region: 167-865 (232 amino acids)
Biological process (GO): dephosphorylation
Molecular function (GO): phosphatase activity
Source: RefSeq, a predicted model, not a curated record
AACAAUAACAUAGUUUUUGUAUAUUUCUUCACUCUUGUUAUGGAAUUAUUAUGAAAAAGUGUUUUAUUCUUCUACAAACCAUUUUAUUCUGUUCAAAUUUCUUCAAUAUUGCAAGAGUGUUUUCAUUUGUGAUGGACAUGAUCUAAAGUCUAAACGAUAAUAAGGAAUGAAUAAGGAAGGUUUGUCUAAAUUGCAACCAUUUGAGUUGCACAAGAAACUCUUGGAUCAAUAUCUAGGUUACUGCAAACGACGUGACCAACAAAAACGAGAAAAACGUGACAUCGAUGUUGUACAGGAGAAUCAUAAGUUUGUAUGGGAAGAAGAUGAUGAAGCGGUCACAUGGGAGCAACAGUUGGCGAAGAAAUACUAUGACAAAUUAUUCAAAGAGUUUUGUAUUUGUGACUUGAGUCUUUAUAAGAAGUCCAAGGUAGCGAUGCGCUGGCAAAUAGAAAAAGAAAUGAUCAGCGGUAAAGGUCAGUUUAUUUGUGGGAAUAGAAUUUGUAAUGAGUCACAAAAUUUACGUACAUGGGAAGUAAACUUUGGCUACAUGGAACAUGGAGAGAAAAAGAAUACAUUAGUUAAGCUAAGACUUUGUAUAGAUUGUUCAAAUAAAUUAAAUUAUAAACAAAAAAAGAAAGAAAUCAAACGCAAGACUCCUAAAUCAAUUAAAAAAGAGAAGUCUGAAUCGUUGAAACACCAGCAAAUAUCAGACCAUCAAGAACAACCAGAUACCACAACGAGUGAUAUUCUUCUCUCUAAUAAUGUAGCUGUUAAUAAUAAUGUUUGGAGCGAACAGUUGCAAGUAGAGGACGAAAAACCAAGAGAAGACGAUUUCGAAGAUUACUUGGAACAGUUAUUUUUUUAAAACAAAUAAAUGGUUUUUGUUAAUGGUAUUUUAUUUUUAAACUAUAUAUUUAAUAAUAAUAAUAAUUUAUAUGAUUGUGUGCAAACAACAUAAAAAAUUUAACAAUAUAUUACACAAACGUAAGGAUGGCCCUUAAUCUAAUAAAUUUAAUUUAUGGCA